This is a messenger RNA of Striga hermonthica, 400 nucleotides long. Lineage: Eukaryota; Viridiplantae; Streptophyta; Magnoliopsida; Lamiales; Orobanchaceae. The record is from the annotation of a GenBank genome assembly.
AGAUCCAGAACACCAGGAACGCUCCCAGGCCACAGUGGUCGCACAGUUUCGCGACUACCAACCAAAAAAGUUUUUCGGCCAAGGAGAUCCUCGUAUAGUAGACGAAUGGGUUCAGGGCCUCGAGAUGAUUUUCGAGGUCAUGAACUGCCCUGAUCUUUAUCGUAUGUUAUGUGCCCAGAUCCAGCUGACCGGUGAUGCCCGACUCUGGUGGAAUGCCUACUGGAGUAUGCGUCCCGGAGAGAAAGAUGGUUGUACGUGGGACCAAUUCAAGGAGCUGAUCCGAGAGAAGUAUUAUCCCUCGUAUUACCGAGCAGACAUGGAGCGCCAGUUCUUGGCACUCACCCAGGGUACUCGUUCUGUUGACGAGUACGAAAGAGAGUUUACCCGUCUUGGAGCCUUU